CCCCUGAGCUGGGUCUUGCACAGGCACCAGACACCUUCCCAUUUGAUUCUUUCCGAAGUAAGCCUCCUUGUCACCCUGAGCUCUCCCUUUCUGAAGCAGUCAUGCCUGUGGCAAAGAAUACCAAGGAACUCCAAGGAGCUGCUCCCCUCAAAUUGGACCUCAUGUCGUCUCCCAAAAGUACGAAGAAGCUGCAAAACAAGGACUCCAGUGUCUUGGAUGCAAGGUCUUCAGAAUCAGUGGAUUUGGAGAAGACCCAGGGCAUAACAGGGUUCCAGACCUUGGUUCACCUGGUGAAAGGCAACAUGGGCACAGGGAUCCUGGGACUACCCCUGGCUGUGAAGAACGCAGGCAUCCUGAUGGGCCCGCUCAGUUUGCUGGUGAUGGGCUUCAUCGCCUGCCACUGUAUGCAUAUCUUGGUCAGGUGUGCCCGGCAUUUCUGUCACAGGCUUAACAAGCCCUUUAUGGACUAUGGGGACACAGUGAUGCACGGACUAGAAGCCAGCCCCAGCACCUGGCUCCAAACCCAUGCCCACUGGGGAAGGCAUAUGGUGAGCUUCUUCCUUAUUAUCACCCAACUGGGCUUCUGCUGUGUGUACAUUGUGUUUCUGGCUGAUAAUUUAAAACAGGUCGUGGAAGCUGUUAAUGGCACAACCAACAACUGCUAUAACAAUGAGACAGUGAUUCCAACACCCACCAUGGAUUCACGACUCUACAUGCUGGCCUUCCUGCCCCUCCUGGUGCUGCUGGUCCUCAUCCGGAACCUCCGCAUCCUGACCAUCUUCUCCAUGUUGGCCAAUAUCAGCAUGCUGGUCAGCUUGAUUAUCAUCGCCCAGUACAUCGCUCAGGGAAUUCCAGACCCCAGCCAACUGCCACUGGUGGCAAGCUGGAAGACCUACCCUCUCUUCUUUGGAACAGCCAUUUUUUCAUUUGAAAGCAUCGGCGUGGUCCUGCCUCUGGAAAACAAGAUGAGGGAUGCCCGCCGCUUUCCAGCCAUCCUGUCUUUGGGGAUGUCCAUCAUCACUGCCCUGUACAUCAGCAUCGGGGCUCUGGGCUACCUGCGGUUUGGAGAUGACAUCAAGGCCAGCAUAACCCUUAACCUGCCCAACUGCUGGCUAUACCAGUCGGUCAAGCUCCUCUACAUCAUUGGAAUCCUGUGCACCUACGCCCUGCAGUUCUACGUCCCUGUGGAAAUCAUCAUCCCCUUUACUGUCUCCCGGGUGUCGAAGCGCUGGACACUGCCUGUGGACCUGUCCAUCCGCCUUGCCCUGGUCUGCCUGACUUGCAUCUUGGCCAUCCUCAUCCCCCGCCUGGACCUGGUCCUCUCCCUGGUGGGCUCCGUGAGCAGCAGCGCCCUGGCCCUCAUCAUCCCCCCAAUGCUGGAGAUCACCACCUACUACUCAGAGGGCAUGAGCCCCCUCACCAUCGCCAAGGACGCCCUCAUCAGCAUCCUGGGCUUCGUGGGCUUCCUGGUGGGGACUUACCAGGCCCUCGAUGAGCUAAUCAAAUCUGAAGAUUCUCUCGCCUUUUCCAACUCCACCUUUUUUAUUCUGUGAGAGUACCACUGCUCCUCACUCACCAGACCGUGCCUCAAAAUGCUAUGGAUCUUUUUUUACAUGGAGUAUCUUUAUGUUUCUGUUUUGCCUUUUCUCUGGGCAAAGUCACAGUAAAACAAGGAAGAACUCAGCAGCUACGAGAUCUAAAUGGUGAUUUUAAAAAAUUAUCGUUUUUGUUGUUUGUUUCUUUUUCAUCUCCCCUUCUAGCUUUCUAGUAUGUUUAGAACUCCAUUGAAGGUUCUGGAUUCUACCAGAAUUCUCUUGGUGAGGUUCACACCUUGAGUGGAGUUAUGCAGGAAGAAGCCAUGUGGGGUCUCCGAAUGGCAGCAACUUGCAGAAGGAGGUGCCAUGAGUUAAGGUUGACCAUACUUUGGUAGACAAAGGUUUUCACUUUUCCUGAUCAGUUCAAAGAGUAGACUCUGAGUGGGGACAUAGCACACAACUCAGCAGGGUAUGCAGAACUCCAGCAUUGGAGGCCAAGAUAACCAAUGUGAGCUACAAUUCUCAGAAGAGCACCAUCCGUAUUAAAGUUAAGGACAACCAACUUUCCAAGCCACUAGAUAAAAUUUUACAUGGAAGAGAAGAACAGAUGUAGAUGUUCCAGGAGAUGGGGGUGGUAGACACAGGCAGCAUUUGAAUAGACUUCACCUCUUAAUUCUUGCAGUAAACAUUCUUGAUGACCUACUAUGUGCCAAGCAUAAUGCAAGAUUCUGAUAGUGAAUUGGGAAAAUGGCCAUAAAUUCCUCUUGAUCAAGUGGACUUUCAGCCCUCUAUCAAGAGGUGAAGUAUAUCUCCAUCCCUUGUAUAUGAUCUUGACCUUUUAACUUGCUUUGGCAAAUGGGACAUCAGUAAAUGUGACACAAGCAGAGGUUUGGUGAUGACUUAUGCAGUCUUACUGUUGUAUGGAGCUGAGUCCAUCAAGUAAAAAGAGGGCCAGCCUACUGGAGAAGAAGAGGCCAUGUGGAACAGAAAAGAAUCAGCCCAGUUGAACUCUUUCCCCCAGAUCAACAGGUUGUCAACCUCAAGACACAUGAGGGAAGUCAUCCUGGACCACAUCCAGCUCCAGUAAUAAGACAGUAAGAAUUGUGUGGACAGGGGCUGGAGGUGUAGCUCAAUGGUAUAGCACAGGCUAAGCAUGAACAAAACAAAAAAAAAACAAAAACAAAAAACAAAUUGUACAGAUGAUCUGUGGAAUUGUGAG
Messenger RNA from Sciurus carolinensis (gray squirrel), 2754 nucleotides. RefSeq names its product solute carrier family 36 member 2 (gene Slc36a2). NCBI's taxonomy places the organism in Eukaryota, Metazoa, Chordata, Mammalia, Rodentia, Sciuridae. Gene Ontology annotation, molecular function: amino acid:proton symporter activity; glycine transmembrane transporter activity; L-alanine transmembrane transporter activity. The record is from RefSeq and is a predicted model, not a curated record. The transcript is spliced from 10 exons. The coding region runs from base 102 to 1553 and encodes 483 amino acids. Gene Ontology annotation, cellular component: vacuolar membrane. Gene Ontology annotation, biological process: proline transmembrane transport; glycine transport; L-alanine transport.